Messenger RNA from Eupeodes corollae, 1449 nucleotides. Its product is annotated as interleukin enhancer-binding factor 2 homolog. Bases 160 to 1341 code for a protein of 393 amino acids. The record is from RefSeq and is a predicted model, not a curated record. The transcript has 3 exons. Lineage: Eukaryota; Metazoa; Arthropoda; Insecta; Diptera; Syrphidae.
UUAUCUCUUUCUCUCUGACCGAGAUAUGAAAUUGUAUUGGAGGACGCUAGCUUUUGAAUACUGAAUUUAAUUGUAUGUAUUAAAUUAUUGUGCUGUUUCUAAAAUCUUAAUAUUUCAAAGAAAAUUUAGUUUAUUUUUCAAUUUAAAAAAAAUAUUAAUAUGGUACGUGGGAUAUUAAGAGGAGGCCGUGGAAUAAUUCGAGGUGGGAUACGGCCACCAUUCAAAAAAAGUUUUGUUCCUCGUCACCCAUUUGAUUUGACGUUGGCAGAAGGCCUUUUUCCCAAAGUUUCUACAACAAUAGACGACGCUGCCCUUACUGCUGCGCUUUUAAAACGCAACCAAGACUUGACCCCUUCUCCAUCGGAGCAAACAACUAUAGCUAAUUUGGUUUCAAAAGUACAAAGUGUUUUGGACAAUCUUGUUGUUGCGCCGGGUGAUUUUAGUAAUUGCCAAUUGGACGAAGUUCGCCAAGUUGGGUCAUUCAAAAAAGGUACAUUGAUUACUGGUAACAACGUAGCAGACAUUGUUGUUAUUCUAAAAACAUUCCCAACAAAAGAAGCUUGUGAAGCGCUGGCUAAAAAAGUAGAAGCUGAUUUAAAAAAUGUAAUGAAAACAGAAGUUCUUACUAAAUCUGACCAGCUCACAACUACGAUACAUGAUGGUGGAUUUAAUAUUGCUAAUUGGCAAGCAAAAAUACGCAUUUUAAUUGCAACAAUACCUCAAAAUAUCCGCAAGCUUGAAGCAGAUAUUCACUUGAAUGCAAAAACUAUGCAAGCUCAUUUAUCCGCAAUACGCCAUACACGAUGGUUUGAAGAAAAUGCUCAUCAUUCGUCAAUUAAAGUUCUUAUCCGUAUAUUAAAAGAUCUCACCACACGUUUUCAAGCAUUUUCACCCCUUUCUCCAUGGAUGCUGGACUUAAUUGCUCAUCUCUCUAUAAUGAACAAUCCAAGCCGACAAGCGCUUCCCAUUAACCUUGCCUUUCGUAGAGUUUUUCAACUUCUGGCGGCUGGGUUAUUUCUUCCGGGAUCAGCUGGAAUAACGGAUCCUUGUGAACCAGGUCAUAUACGCGUACACACAUCCAUGACUUUGGAGCAGCAAGAUAUGUGUUGUUUAACUGCACAAACAUUGCUUCGCGUCCUCGCGCAUGGAGGUUACAAGCAUAUUUUGGGUUUGGAAGGCAACACUAGCAUAGCAAGAGAGAUGUCAGUAUGGGAUGGAGUUGUUGUUUCUCCACUCGAACAUGUAUAUGAAAAACCUUUUGAUAAAAAAGAUGAUGAAGAUGAAGAUAUGGAAGAAGUUGAAAAUGCCGGAGUUGUAGAAGAUGAUACCAUGGUAGAAUAAUAAUAUAGUAGGAAUUAAAUCUGAAAUAAUUUUGAAAGGCAAAACUUAUACAUUCAUUUUAAAUUAUAUAAUAAAGUUCAAAAAGAAAAAAAAAUGUAUAACAAUUGA